Molecule: messenger RNA, 1103 nt
Organism: Coffea eugenioides
Lineage: Eukaryota; Viridiplantae; Streptophyta; Magnoliopsida; Gentianales; Rubiaceae
Product: single-stranded DNA-binding protein, mitochondrial
Exons: 6
Coding region: 85-732 (215 amino acids)
Biological process (GO): mitochondrial DNA replication; positive regulation of helicase activity
Cellular component (GO): mitochondrial nucleoid
Molecular function (GO): single-stranded DNA binding
Source: RefSeq, a predicted model, not a curated record
AACUAUUCCUAGAACCCUUCUUCAACCCCUCCAUUUUCAUCACAAAACCCCACUGUGCUGAAAUUUUCUUCUUGGUUUGAGACAAUGAAUUCUCUCAGUUCUAAACUCGUCAAACUCUUAAGAAUCUCUCCCGGUAUAAAACCUGCAUCUCCAUUUGCACUGGGUAUGCAAGGAAAUUUCAAGUUGUGUUACUCAUCUGGGCCGUUUGAUAAUGAUCAUGACAAGGAGGAUAACAGUGAUCAUGAUUUAGAGAUUGAGGAUGGUGAUUUUCUUCCUGAAAAGCCUGAGCUACAAGUUCAGGGUGUGGAUCCGAAAAGGGGAUGGAAUUAUCGGGGUGUCCACAAGGCAUAUCUAUGUGGCAAAGUUGGGCAAGCCCCGGUUCAGAAGAUUUUGAGAAAUGGUCGAACUGUAACAAUCUUUACAGUUGGAACUGGGGGUAUGUACGAUCAGAGAAUUUCAGAAGCUCAAGACUUGCCAAAACCAGCUCAGUGGCAUCGUAUUGCAGUUCAUAAUGAAAUGCUGGGGGCUUAUGCAGUUCAACAGCUUGCAAAAAACUCUUCGGUGUAUGUUGAGGGUGAAAUUGAAACCAGAGUCUACAACGACAGUAUCAAUGGUGAAGUUAAGAACAUUCCAGAAAUUUGUGUGCGCCGUGAUGGAAGGGUUCGGCUAAUAAAAACAGGAGAGGGUAUCAGCAAUAUUUCUUUUGAAGAGCUCCGUGAAGGGUUGCUGUAGUCAUGUCCAAUUCCAUUUUGUGCAAACAUGGUUCGGAAAAAUGGGGAAGUUAAAAAGUCUUGCUACUGCAAGAAUCUAUAUUAUUCCUACCUCAAUGAUUUGCUUCCAGAUUAGGCAUUAAGGUCUAACUGGCUUGCGUAGCUUUCUAAAACUCAGAGCAUUGGGAAUAGUUUGCAACUUCCAAUCUGGCGACCAUAGGUGCUUUAGAGUUUAUUUGUUUUAUGGCUUGAAUAUUAUCCAGAAUCAUGAAAUGUCAAUUGAUGUAUUUCUUUUGCUGGCAAAGAAGUUAAUAUCACGUUUUUGCUUUGCGUGGCUUUCUAAAACUUUCAGUUCUGGAUUAGAACUGGAAGUCUAGGACGGAUGCCUGAAUA